UUCUUCUCGUCAUUCUCAGACGAAGGAUCGAUCUGACAACAGCCCAAGACUUGACACAGAGUGACGCGAUUUACCGCGUCUUAUUCGAUAGAAUUUUUUUUUCUUUUUAAGUCUUACCUUAUAUUUUCCGUCGAGUUGCCGUCCUGUGAGAAUUUACAUCGAAAUUAUACAGGAUAAUCCAGGAGAGAGAGAGGAAGAAAGAAAGGAGAGAAGAAAUUCGGCGGGACCUGGCUGAAUAGAGGCAGGAAUCUUCAAAGAUGACCAACCCCCCGAGCCAGAUAGUCAUCAAAAAUCCGACAUGGUGGAGAAGGAGGACCCAGAUGGAAAGGGGUCUCAUCUUCAUGACCAUAUCGACCGCACUGCUGUGCAUCGUGCUCGUCGCCGCACUCGCCGUCACCUCCUACAAAGAAAUGGAAGAGCCUUUGCCGGCUAUGUCAGCUCUGAACAUGACCGAGGAGAAAAGCGCCAAGACUCCUCAGAAAAAACCUGAAAUAUGCCUCGACGAAGGAUGCGUCCAUGCCGCUUCUAUGGUCCUGGGAAACAUGGACAUGAGCGUCGAACCAUGCGAUGAUUUUUACCAGUUCGUGUGCGGUCAGUUUAGGAAGAGGUUCAUUCCGGAUCACAAAUCCGCUCUGAACUAUUUCAGCCUGAUUAGCGACAAGCUGGAAGGACAGUUGAGGGACAUACUGACGGAACCGUCGCUACCUGGUGAAAUACAGCCGAUAUACGACGCCAAGAGCCUCUACCAACUCUGCAUGAACGAGACGAAAAUCGAGAUGUACGGCACUGAACCGGUUCUCAAGCUGUUCGAACAGCUCGGCGGAUGGCCCGUCCUGGACGAGAACUGGGACAGAGACGGCUCAUGGAACUGGCGAGACACCAUCUACAAAUUCCGCGCCCACGGUUUCAGCGUCGAUUACUUUUUCGACUUUAGCAUAGGUUCCGACCUGAAGAACACCUCAUACAGGAUAAUAACUUUCGACCAACCCCCUCUCGGCCUGAGCAGGGAGUACCUUGUCCAAGGGAUGAACCACACCAAGGUGAAAGCCUACUACGACUACAUGGUCGACAUCGCUGUCCUAUUCAGUGCGGACGAAGCCCAAGCAAGAAAACAACUCAUGGAAUCACUCGAACUCGAGAUGCAGCUCGCCAAGCUUUCACUCCCUAGGGAGGAACGUAGGAACGCGAAUAAACUAUACAACAAGAUGACCCUGGGUAGUAUGAUGCUUAAAUUCCCGACGAUCCCUUGGAGAGAGUACGUCACAAGGCUACUUCCUCCGAUGUACGACAUCAAAGAAGAAGAACCCGUCAUAGUCGCGGUGCCCGAGUACAUAACCGGAGUGGAAAAAAUACUGGAGCAGACUCCAAAGAAGGUGCUUGCAAAUUAUCUUUUAUGGAGGGCGGCCAGUUCUACGAUCUUCUACCUACCGACUAGGUUCAGGGACAGACAGCAGAAGUACGCCAGGGCGACUUCAGGUUCGAAAAUGCGCCAACCGAGGUGGAUGGAAUGUUCAGGCCUUGCGGCAGGCAGUGUCUCCCUGGCUGUUUCAUCCCUCUACGUCGAACGGUACUUCAACGACGAGGCGAAGCAGAUGGCACUCGAUCUGGUCGACAGAGUAAAAAAAGAGUUUUUCCAUACUCUAGAGACCCUGGAUUGGAUGGACGAGGAGACGAGGAAAGCCGCUUUGGAGAAGGCCGGGUCGAUGGUGGCCCACAUCGCCUACCCCGAAGAGCUGAGGAACAAGAAGAAAAUCGUUGACUUUUACAAAGAGGUAUUUCUGCCAGCGAGACCUGUGCAGUCCAGCGUUCUUCCGACGGCGGAACGAGAUCUAAUGUCAGAAUUGUGUCUUUUCAAGCUGACCAUCGAUAGGGACGGCGACUACCUCCAGGCCAUACUCAACCUGACCACCUUCGGCACAAAUUACACCCUGAGCCAGUUGAGGGAGAAGAUAAACAAAACGGACUGGAUAUCCCAUUCGAAAGCAGCUGUCGUCAACGCCUACUACUCGCCGUUGGAAAACUCCAUCCAAUUCCCGGCUGGUAUCCUCCAGGAGAUCUUCUUCUCCGACAAGAGGCCCAGUUACAUGAACUUCGGCACGAUAGGAUUCGUGAUCGGCCACGAGAUCACACACGGUUUCGACGACCAGGGGAAACAAUUCGACAAAAACGGCGACUUGAUGGAAUGGUGGGCGGACGAGACGAAAACCAAGUAUUCAGAAAUGGCCCAGUGCAUUAUAAACCAGUAUGGCAACUACACGUCCAAACAGGUCAACAUGAAACUUAAUGGAAUCAACACACAAGGUGAGAACAUAGCAGAUAACGGAGGUCUUAAGCACGCCUACAGGGCUUAUCUAUCCUGGGUGGCCGACAACGGCGAAGAACCCAGACUCCCCGGGCUUCACCAGUUCACCCCUCUCCAGAUGUUCUGGGUGAGCACAGCCAGCUCUUGGUGUUCAGCGUUCAGGCCUGAAUCUCUGAGCAACCUGAUAACCACGGGUUAUCACUCGCCUCCUGAAUUCAGGAUACUUGGGCCGAUGUCCAAUCUGCCCGAGUUCGCCAAGGACUUCAACUGUCCACUGGGGUCGAGGAUGAACCCGGUGAAAAAGUGCGUGGUAUGGUAGCCAACGUGAUAAUUUGUUUUCUAAUAAAAUUAUAACUUAAAAAAAAUUAUUUAUAUUAUUUUUAUUAAAUGUAGUUCAAUUGUAGGUUGUCUUUUAUAUCAAUAGAGAUGUAACAUCAUGUUUAUCGUUCUAAGUUUAUUAAAAGUUGUUGUUUUUUUAAAA
Molecule: messenger RNA, 2783 nt
Organism: Cimex lectularius (bed bug)
Lineage: Eukaryota; Metazoa; Arthropoda; Insecta; Hemiptera; Cimicidae
Gene: Nep2
Product: neprilysin-2
Exons: 13
Coding region: 258-2621 (787 amino acids)
Biological process (GO): protein processing
Cellular component (GO): plasma membrane
Molecular function (GO): metalloendopeptidase activity
Source: RefSeq, a predicted model, not a curated record